AUGCAAGACAACACUCCCCUACGACACCACUUGAAGACUUCCCGCCAACCAUUUGUGGUGAUAUCUGGUGUCUCGAUCGAGCUCUUCAACGCCUACUUUGAAGACGACGAAGACGCUCCGGUCACGCUGCGCUUUGUCGACCUCGUCAACGGCAGCAUCAUCAUUACGGACUUUCCGUCGGAGGCGCACGAGAAUUUCAUCGGCAAUUUCGAGUACGCGUUUCUCCAGGCGUCAGGAAACGGCACGGAGGUGCGUAAGAGUCGCUCGUUCACGGCGUCACGCGGCCAAGGCAUCAAGAAGAAGCAGGCCGACGCGACGUUUGGCCCACGGCGCCGCACGCUCAACCGAGGCCCACCGCCGACGCUCGAUGAAGAACCACCGCGCGUGCUGCGUCGAUGCAGCGAGUGGGUGACGCUGGCGGUUGAGGUCGGCCACUAUCAGGCGUGGAAUGGGCUUCUCGUCGCAGGCAAUUGGUGGUCCAACUACGUCGGCGUCAAGUACGUGCUUUUGAUGCAAGCCGACAAGAAGGCGACAAAACUGGAAUACCAAUUGCACGAGAUCUCGCAGGUGGGUGAUCUCCCGCCGGCGUCCCGACGCGGGACCGUGAAGCUGGGCGACGUCGCCGGCGAGGCGUCGCCGGCGAACAUGCACGACUUCUGCAACGUGAACCUUCUUCGUGUGCUGGAAGGCGCCCAUGAUAUCUUGUCCAAGUAG
Messenger RNA from Saprolegnia diclina VS20, 714 nucleotides. RefSeq lists its product as hypothetical. The transcript is spliced from 3 exons. The record is from RefSeq and is a predicted model, not a curated record. NCBI's taxonomy places the organism in Eukaryota, Oomycota, Saprolegniomycetes, Saprolegniales, Saprolegniaceae. Bases 1 to 714 code for a protein of 237 amino acids.